AAUUUAUAAAAACCGUCGAGUGCCUCGCCAAUUGCCGACUGAACCGAAAGCUGCAGAACGUUCCAGAUAGCGCAUAGUAGACCAGACUGUAUUUUUAAGUUUACGAAACCAACUGCUUCAAACGCUUCCCAAUAGGUAUUUAUUUACUCUUUAAAUCGUCAGCAAGUUAUGUCUAUGGCCAUCGCAUUUUUCAGACAUGGAAAGGUUGUGGUUGAGAGAGCAGUAAAUAUCAGCGCAUUCCGUAGUAAGAAUUAUUGCCCCACCUUAGCCCGAGGGAUUUCAUCAACCAGCGGAAGAAAGAAUUUGGCAGCCGUAGCAGAGAGGCGUGUUCAGCACCUCGACUCUUGGGACCAUUUCGGAAUUUGGUUAGAUGAGCCUAUUGUGCUUCCGCCUCGUUCAGUAGAUGCAAGCCACAACAAAAAAACCGACAUUCCCAAUGUUGGCUGUGCAAGUCUUAUUGGAAAAAGAAAAGAGAACGAAGACCGUUACUGCAUUGGAAAGCUUUCCGACAGCAUUUAUUUCUUCGCGGUUUUCGAUGGCCAUGGCGGAGAUGCCGCUGCUGAGUUUUGCUCCAGGAACCUGCGUCACUUCAUGAAGAGAAACCUUCAGUUGGAAUCUGAUCUUGAAUCAGUUCUAGUGAAGUCCUUCCUUCAAAUCGACAAUGCCUUCAUGCAGAGCCUUUACAGUUCAGGAGAAGAUGAUGCGCUCUCUGCUGGAACGACAUCGACCGUUGCCUUGCUGCGCAAUAAGACUGAGCUUGUGGUUGCAAGUGUUGGAGACAGUCCAGCUGUCCUCUGCCGUGAGGGAAAAGCAGAACCCUUAACUGAAGAUCACAGCCCAAGGCGAAAAGAUGAAAGGCAAAGAAUUCAGCAGUGUGGUGGUUUCAUUGACUGGAACAGUGCUGGUGAGCCUUAUGUCAAUGGAAGGCUGGCUAUGACUCGGAGUAUUGGUGAUCUCCAAGUUAAACCUUACGGAGUGACAGCAGAGCCUGAAGUUACUACAGUAAAGUUGCAACAUACCAAAGAUUGCUUCCUGGUCUUAACAACUGAUGGAGUUAGUGGGUUCAUGGAAGGACAAGAAAUGUGUGACAUUGUGAAGAAGUGUCAGGAUCCAUCAGAAGCUGCUCUUAUUGUUACUGAUCAAGCGCUGCAGUAUGGAUCGCAAGAUAAUGUAACUACGAUGGUGGUACCAUUUGGCGCAUGGGGAAAAUACAAGAAUGCCCUGACAUCCUCAAGCUUUGGAAGAAUCAUGGUGUCUAGUGGCCGGUGGAGUUAACUGGAAAUGUAAUAUGAUUGGUCUAUCGAGCCAUGGCUGUUAUGUAUGUCUCCUGUACUGUUACAUGUCUGAUUUCUUUAUGCCAUUGUUAACUGUGAAAAAUGUUUGUAUUUUUUACUGUGCCCAAAGGAUUAAGUUAUAUAAUAUUUAUUUUUUUGUACUCUGCAAACUACACCUGCUGUCUGCCUUUUGGUCUGAAAAGUGGAGCACAGCAAGCUGGACCUCAUCUUGACCUAAAAGGUUCUUGUAACUUACAUUUUAUUAUGAAAGUUUACAGAUUUGUGCUACAAUGCACUUCAGAAUGUGCCAUUUUCAUCACUCCUUUCCAUUGUAGUUUUUGAUGGAUCUAUUUGUUUUACACCAGAGGUUGUCAUACACUGACAGUGUCGGGGGGAGGGCUGAUGAAUGUAUUUUAAUUGAUUGUACAUCUGUAAAUUAUGUACCAUAAAUGUUUGUAAAGAAAAAACUAAUUCUUUAAAAAUGCAUUGUAAAAAUGUAUACAUUG
This is a messenger RNA of Acipenser ruthenus (sterlet), 1780 nucleotides long. Its product is annotated as protein phosphatase 1K, mitochondrial-like. Bases 169 to 1275 code for a protein of 368 amino acids. Gene Ontology annotation, biological process: protein dephosphorylation. Gene Ontology annotation, molecular function: cation binding; protein serine/threonine phosphatase activity. Lineage: Eukaryota; Metazoa; Chordata; Actinopteri; Acipenseriformes; Acipenseridae. The transcript is spliced from 7 exons. The record is from RefSeq and is a predicted model, not a curated record.